Molecule: messenger RNA, 2189 nt
Organism: Linum tenue
Lineage: Eukaryota; Viridiplantae; Streptophyta; Magnoliopsida; Malpighiales; Linaceae
Source: the annotation of a GenBank genome assembly
AUCUUUUGAUCUUUGAGUCGAUUAUAUAAAUAUUUUACUUCCUGAAGCCCCAUGUAAUUGGACGAAAAUUAUUGGGGGCCCAUGCCGGUUUAUUGGGCCAGGAUAAGCCCAAAAACGAAUAAAACAGAAACUGGCGCGGCAAACCCAGCUCCUUCCCCCGCCCAGAUUCAGCUUCGCCAUCCAUCCAUCCAUGGCUGCCACGCAGAGGAAGAAGAAGCCGAAGAACCAAUCAGCGGAAGCUCAAUUCAACUACAACCUCAACUCCCACUCCAAAUCCAAAGACCUCCGCUCGGCCCUCUCCCUCUACGACUCCUCCGCCGCCGGAGAAACCGCCGUCCGUCUCAGCCAGCACCACUUCAAUACUCUUCUGUACCUCUGCUCCAUCUCCCUAGCCGACCCAUCGGCCAAAGACCUUGCCUUGGAGCAUGGGUUCCGCAUAUACGAUCACAUGGUCGCCUCCGGGAUUAAACCCAACGAGGCCUCCAUAACCUCCGUCGCUCGCCUCGCCGCCGCGAAAGGGGACGGCGGCUACGCUUUCGAUUUGGUGAAAAACUUGAUCGCCGAGAAGUCAUUGCCCAGGCUGCGGACUUACGACCCGGCGCUGUUCUGCUUCUGCGAGAAGUUGGAGGCGGACAAGGCGUUUGAAGUCGAGGAGCACAUGGAAAGCAACGGAGUUGUUCUGGAGGAAGCGGAGCUCGCGGCAUUGCUUAAGGUGAGUUCCGAGACUGGUAAACAAGAGAAAGUUUACGAGUAUUUGCAGAAAUUGAGGAAGGCCGUGAGGUGUGUGAGGCAGGAGACUGCUGAUGUGAUUAGGGAUUGGUUCGAUCGGUUCGAUUGCGAUGGGGUGGAAUUAGAUGCGGGUUUGAUUAGAGAUGCCAUUGCUAGGAAUGGUGGGGGAUGGCAUGGCUUGGGAUGGACUGGUGAAGGGAAGUGGGCUGUUGAGAGAGGGAGAGUUGGUGUUGAUGGCAAGUGUUUAUGUUGUGGGGAGCAAUUGGCUUGUGCUGAUAUUGCUGAAGAAGAAACCGAGAUCUUUGCUCGAUCAAUAACAGGUUUGGCUCUGGAUAGGGAGGUCAAGGCCAAUUUCAGUGAGUUUCAGGAUUGGCUGGAGAAGAAUGGCCAUUAUGAAGCUAUAAUUGAUGCAGCAAAUGUGGGCCUCUACCAGCAGAAUUUUUCAGAAGGGGGAUUCAGCAUCUCUCAGGUUGUGAAAUUUAGACAUGGAAAGCAGCUUGAUGCUGUAGUGAAAGAGCUGUACAAUAGAAAUGGGAAGAAAUGGCCACUGAUAGUCUUGCACAACAAGCGUGUUCGAGCUCUCCUAGAAAAUGCUUCCAAUAGAAAGUUCAUUGAAGAGUGGAAGGAGAACGGCGCUCUUUAUACAACACCACACGGUUCUAAUGAUGAUUGGUACUGGCUUUAUGCUGCAGUCAAACUCAGGUGCUUGCUAGUGACUAAUGAUGAAAUGCGAGAUCACAUUUUUGAGCUCCUAGGAAGCAGCUUCUUUAUCAAGUGGAAAGAAAGGCAUCAAGUAAAGUACACUUUUGCGAAGGGUACCUUAAAACUUCAGAUGCCGGCUCCUUUUUCUGUGGUCAUCCAGGAAUCAGAAAAAGGAUCAUGGCAUGUACCUAUAGCAGGCAGUGACACCGAAGAGUCUGCACAAACUUGGCUCUGCAUCACAAGAACAAGUUCUGCAGAUAAAACUCCCAAGGAAUCCAUGACCAUGGAAGCUUCUGAAAACGGCCAUGAGAACUGCUGCAAGAGCCAUCAUCCCUCCGACGUUAGUGACAGUAAAACCACAGCCAUUACAGGGAAAAGGAAGGAGAGGUCUCCAUCUCAUUCUUAGCUGGGAUCAUUGUAAUAAACAAGUUCCACAUGUGGCAAUUUGGAGCUUUUUUAAGCUGCUAUUCUCUUUGGUAGCCUAUGUUUUUCUGACUGCCUGCAAUUUGGUGCUUAACCCGUCCGCAGUCUCUUUGUUGUACUAUACAUGAGAGAUCAAAUCAUGCCCUCGUUUCAGGCAGAAUUGGUGUCGAGAUUCAGUUUUUUUUAUUAUUAUCAGUUUUCAUAUUUUAUUCUAGUUCAGCUUUUUUAUUCAGAACUCGUGGGAUCUCCUGUCCUUGUACUAUGUGAAUUUAUCGUCCGACAAAAUUGACACGUUUAAUAGCGAAUUUGGACUAGAAUUCGAAAGAAUUAAAAUA